AUGGCGACCCAAGAGGCCGCGAUGGAGGAGAUCCUCUGGACGUCUCCCCCGCACGUCAAGAUGAUGGGGGGUUUCCUGCACUCCAAUAACAUUCUGUUUUAUUUCGCCGAAUCCCCGUUCUUUGACCCAACCUCGAACAAUGCCUCGCUCGCCAUCCAAGCUAGCUACAACGAGGCCUUCCGCGACUUUGUCGAGACGCGCGCAAAAUUCGAAGCACGACUGAAGACAAUGCAAGGCUUGGAAUUCGUCGUCGCAUUCGACCCCCUUGAAGCGGCGCAGACUGACGGGAAUCGCCUUCUAAAAGAGCCCUCCAACAUCUGGGUGAUUCGCAAGCAGAAUCGGCGGAAGCGGACUGGGAUGGAGGAUGAGGUGACGGUAAUAUCGACCUACUUUGUGGUCGGUGAAACUAUCUACAUGGCGCCGUCAGUGGCCAGCGUGGUGGGAAACCGAAUUCUGUCUGCCGUCACAUCUCUUUCGCGUCUUAUGAAAUCCGCGUCCACGCUGCCCACAUUUACGCCAUCCUACGGCCACACAUAUCUGCCACCCACAGCGCGCACCGCCGAACCUGGCCAGCAAGCGUCCCAGCCGAGCAAAGAGAAUACCCCGAUGCCCGAUGCCACCCAAUCUUCCGGUGCCGAACCACAAUCCGCAGGCAAGGCCGGCCUCGGCAUUUCGACAACUAGCUCUAGCUAUCAGGAUACGCGGAACCUGGGUGAAGCAUUUAACCUCUUCACCCAGUAUGGCGAUGAGUUCAUGGACGAGAACCCUCUGGUCGGGGAGCCCGGCUCUUUCAUAUUAUCUCGAGCCGGCGAGAACGAUCGUGCAGCUGGUACAGCAGCCAAAGCUGCUCUGAAGGCGGCUCCGAGCACGACAGUGAACACACCAGCGGGGCUACGAGGACGAUCAACCACGCCACAGGUCCGAAUCGAUACACCCGGGAAAGCGUCGGAAAAAAGCAAUUCCCCUCCCAGCUCAGGCGAGAACAAGGGAAAAAGGAAGAAGAACCGGAUAGCUAGCUGA
This is a messenger RNA of Penicillium canariense, 1020 nucleotides long. It is a transcript of the gene med6, whose product is annotated as mediator complex subunit MED6. Bases 1 to 1020 code for a protein of 339 amino acids. The transcript is spliced from 3 exons. Gene Ontology annotation, cellular component: core mediator complex; mediator complex. Gene Ontology annotation, molecular function: transcription coactivator activity. Lineage: Eukaryota; Fungi; Ascomycota; Eurotiomycetes; Eurotiales; Aspergillaceae. Gene Ontology annotation, biological process: regulation of transcription by RNA polymerase II. The record is from RefSeq and is a predicted model, not a curated record.